CUCCGUCUUGUACGAUGCACAAGGUUUUGUUAUUUUCAGUAAAUUGAGAAGAAAAUACUUUAUAUGUGAGGCUGGGAUCUGUAUUUUCGAUAUUCUGGAUAUCCGAUGUCAGAAGUUCUACAAGAAAGAUAAUAGUAAUUUUAUUAACCUGAGUGACUAUGGAAGGAGAUGAAAUGGAGAUGACCAGAGAGGAGCUCCAGAGGUUGAUCUCUGAACAGAUAAAUGACAGCGAUUUGGUCUCCCAAGAUUUAUUAAAUAAAUAUCACCUGCUGCAGACACUUUUGGCAAAGAAGGAGAAACAAGCAGCCAGCAUCCUAAAGCUCUGUGAGUCUGUUGCAAAAUACGAAGCAAUUGUGAAGAAACAGUAUGCCAUGCUGGGGUGGGACUACAGAGAUACGGAUUCGGAGGAAGAUGAAGAUAUCACAGAUAAUGGAAAUGCACCAGAAUCCUCAUGUGAGAACCUGAAUGAAGACCAGAGUGAAAAACAGAUUCACUAUGUAAAACGACCAGUCGUGGUUUUGAUGAGACUUCCUGAGCAUAAGAUCAGAAUUUUAUGUGGCCUAUCACCAGAGAAAACAAAGAGUGAAGAUGAGUUGUCAAGCAUUUCAUGUGAUUCUGAUAGAGUUUGGGAACCAGAAGAGCAAGACUUAAGUGAUGCUGAUUUUUCAGAUGCAGUUUCAGAAAACUUUGCUUUACAUUAUUCUUCCUCGGAUUCUGAGAAUGGAGGAACAAAGAGGAAAAAAAGCUAUAAAAUGAAAAGAAAAGGCGCUAAGACAAUUGCAGCAGCAUCCCCAAUGCCAUCAGAAAGAUCCUCAACACCACCAACAAGAUCCUCAACGCCGUCAGAAAAAUCCUCAGUGCAACCAACAAGAUCCCCAACACCACCAACAAGAUCCUCAACGCCGUCAGCAAAAUCUUCAGUGCCAGCAGCAAGAGCCCCAACACCACCAACAGGAUCCUCAAUGCUGUCAGCAAAAUCCUCAGCACCAUCAACAAAAUCAACGCCAUCAGCCAAAUCCUCAGCGCCACCAACAAAAUCAUCAACGCCAUCAGCAAAAUCCUCAGCGCCACCAACAAAAUCAUCAACGCUAUCAGCAAAAUCCUCAGCGCCACCAACAAAAUCAUCAACGCUAUCAGCAAAAUCCUCAGCGCCACCAACAAAAUCAUCAACGCUAUCAGCAAAAUCCUCAGCGCCACCAACAAAAUCAUCAACGCUAUCAGCAAAAUCCUCAGCGCCACCAACAAAAUCAACACCAUCAGCGAAAGUGAAAUCCUCAGCGCCACCAACAAAAUCAUCAACGCUAUCAGCAAAAUCCUCAGUGCCACCAACAAAAUCCUCAGCACCAUCAGCAAAAUCCUCAGCGCCACCGACAACAUCCUCAACGCCAACAGCAGAAUCCUCAACGCCAGUGACAGAAACCUCAACUCAAAAAGCAAGUUCAAAGCCCAACAUUCCGGAAGGAAGGAAAACACUGAAUGUGCCAUCAGGGAACAAGAGUACUGAAUCGGCUCCCUCCCAUGAUCGCCCCGCCAAGGCUCCUGCUGUACUUCCAGAAGUCACUGAGGGCAUGUCUGUAGUGGCCAGGAAGAAAGCAAUGCGAUGGUACCGUGGGAAAAUCACAGAAAUUAUUAAAAAGGAAAGUGGUAGUGUGAAAUACAAGGUUGUUUUUGAAAAUGAUCUGGGAAAGGUCCUUGUGUCUGGUCACCAUAUUGCCUUUGACCUGAUGAACAGACUGGAUCAACUACAGGACCUGUCGCGUGUACUGGUUAGACACCCUGAGGAGCCCUGGUUCUGUCCUGGUGUCUUAGCAGAGCGCCCAGGAAGGAGAAACCGCAUGAGGUUCCUGGUUUUUUUGGAUGAUCACACACCAAUCUAUGUUAGUUUGCCUUUAAUUCGGCUGGUGUGCAAACCAUUGCCAAAUCCAUGGGAUGACAUUCCAGAAGGAAUGCAUAGAAACUUCAUUGAACAGCACACAAAGUGGUUGCCCAACCCUCCUCUGACCCAGUGUGUUAUGGGACAGACAAUGAAGGCAAUGUUCAAAGACGCCCUGCAGAAAUGUAGUGUUUUACAGAUCGACUUUAACCUGAUAGAAGUGCUUUUUACGGAAGAUCAACAUAAAGAGUGGAUCUACCGAGGCUCUCCACGCUUGGAACACAUAAUUAAUAUGACAAAGUAUUUGGAGUCAAAUGACUCAAAAACAAGUCAGAAAAAAUAACAUGUACCUCUCUUAAAGAAUCCUGCACAAUGAUGGAACCACAGAGAUAAUGGAAGUAACUUGGCUGUUUUGGAAGAUCCUAAAAGAUGUUGAUGAAGAGAUGAAACCGCCAUUAGUGUUAGCUGUGAUGAAAGAGUUCCCUAAAUACACAGCCUCUUAGCAACCCACAUAUAUAAUUUUAACAAUUUUGUGUCAAGAUUAUUGUGAAUUGCAUUUUGUUUUUAGUGCAUAGCCUAUGAGUAUAACAUCACUUGCA
Molecule: messenger RNA, 2472 nt
Organism: Sphaeramia orbicularis (orbiculate cardinalfish)
Lineage: Eukaryota; Metazoa; Chordata; Actinopteri; Kurtiformes; Apogonidae
Gene: setdb1a
Product: SET domain bifurcated histone lysine methyltransferase 1a
Exons: 10
Coding region: 159-2216 (685 amino acids)
Biological process (GO): heterochromatin organization; negative regulation of gene expression
Cellular component (GO): nucleus
Molecular function (GO): histone H3K9 methyltransferase activity
Source: RefSeq, a predicted model, not a curated record